UUUGUCCUCGCAUCUUCCGCCACAUGACACGAGCAAGCAAGAAAAAAUUACUGACCAAAGCGUCAAAUACACAGCACUGCAAGCAUGUUUCACUAAUGCUCGGCGACAAAAUACAAAUGGAUGCGGCAUACUUCAGUCUGUCCAUUUACGGACCGCCCGACUUUCUGGACUGGCGUUUCUGCCGUAUCCUUGAGAGCUCCACCUCCAGCUUCCCCAUCCGGCCUCCCUCCCCCUCGCCGCCGGCGGCCAUGGUGGCCGGCGCUGGGUGGGAUGGAGGUCUGGAUCCUAGGUCUAGUAGUGUGUGAGUGUCUUUCUCUGGCAAAUAAAGUGGAGCUGCGUUUUGGAUCUUGUCUAGGUGGUUGUUCAACUCUCCCCUGGGGCCACGCUGGUGGCGAAAAGGCGGAGGCAAGGAUGAUCCCUGGCAGCGGAUCCUUCGGCGGCUUCCCUCAGCCGGAUCCAUGGCGAAGCUUAGGCCCGUCCGGUUUCGUCCCCACUUCUCCCCCCUUUUCUUGCUGUAAUAAAUUCCAAUAUGGUGCGCCAGAUGCUCUUCUUCCUCGAUCUGUUCUUACCACCAUGGUUGUGGGAAGAGAGAUAGAGCAGCAGGAGAUGUACAUGCCUACCACUUGCAGGAGGCCUCGUUGCUACCUUCCUCCACUUGAUGCCGCCAAGGUGGUGGAUGAAGAGGGGUGGGGAAGCACUGAGCUGAAGAUUGAUGGUCGGGUUCGAGCUCAUCAGCAGAGGAUUCUAUGGUGGAGCUACGGCGCCUGCAGUCGGCUGCCGGUGUUCAUCGACCCUCUGCUUCUUCUGGUCGAAGGGCGGCCAACCCCUUUCCUCCUGGCUUGCAUGCCUUAUGGGAGGCAGUUCCAGUUUUCGUUCAGAGGCUAUGGGAUGCACGUGCUGCACCCAUGGCGAUCUCGUCGCCCCAAGUGGUUCGUCCCCGGCGACGGCGAGGUUCAAUCUGAGCAAAGGCUGCCAAGGACCCGAUUGCGUUUUAAUCUUUCAGCUAGGGGUUCUCCAUGCAAAAGUCUGGGACUUUGUUGUAAUCUUUCUUUUUCUUUCGGUCCUGAUGUAAAGUGUGCUUUGAAGCUUAUCUAAUGUAAGUCUGGCCCUUCGGGGCACUUCCCUGUUCAAAAAAAAAAAAUGGAUGCGGCAUUCACCACUGCAGGUUUCGACGCCUACAGCUUCAGCAAAACCACUCCAUCAUGUCGGUAUCUAUGAUCUAUA
This is a messenger RNA of Triticum aestivum (bread wheat), 1224 nucleotides long. RefSeq lists its product as uncharacterized. The transcript has a single exon. The record is from RefSeq and is a predicted model, not a curated record. Bases 121 to 1095 code for a protein of 324 amino acids. NCBI's taxonomy places the organism in Eukaryota, Viridiplantae, Streptophyta, Magnoliopsida, Poales, Poaceae.